GGAGUGAUCGAAUUUUCCUUCUGCCUUUUGUUUGCCAAACUAGUCAGCUACACCUUUCUCUAUUGGCUGCCUCUCUACAUCGUGAACGUUGCCCGCUUAAGUGCAAAAGAAGCUGGAGAUAUGUCAACUCUGUUUGAUGUUGGCGGCAUUAUUGGGGGCAUCAUGGCUGGUCUCAUCUCAGACUACACUGGUGGCAGGGCCACCACUUGCUGUGCAAUGCUUAUCCUGGCAGCUCCCAUGCUCUUUUUGUACAACUAUGUUGGCCAAAAUGGACUAGGUACAUCCAUAGCAAUGCUCAUUAUCUGUGGUGCCCUUGUCAAUGGACCCUAUGCUCUCAUUACAACUGCUGUUUCAGCUGAUUUGGGUACUCAUGAAAGUCUCCAGGGAAAUGCAAAAGCUCUCUCCACAGUCACAGCCAUCAUUGAUGGAACAGGAUCUGUGGGUGCUGCCCUUGGGCCUUUGUUAGCAGGUUUGAUCUCCAGUUCUGGUUGGGACAAUGUCUUCUACAUGUUGAUUUCAGCCGAUGUUUUGGCGUGUCUGCUCCUUUCACGAGUGGUAUUCAAAGAAAUUCGAGGUUGGUGUGGAUGCUAUACAAGAAAAAGAGGGUCAAUCACCAUUUUUUGAACAGUCAUGCUCUGGGGCCAUAAAUCCCGCUUUAAAGAAUUUUGAUA
Messenger RNA from Protobothrops mucrosquamatus (brown spotted pit viper), 671 nucleotides. RefSeq names its product glucose-6-phosphate exchanger SLC37A2-like. Gene Ontology annotation, cellular component: endoplasmic reticulum membrane. The annotation marks the transcript as partial. Gene Ontology annotation, molecular function: glucose 6-phosphate:phosphate antiporter activity. Lineage: Eukaryota; Metazoa; Chordata; Lepidosauria; Squamata; Viperidae. The record is from RefSeq and is a predicted model, not a curated record. The transcript has 10 exons. Gene Ontology annotation, biological process: glucose-6-phosphate transport; phosphate ion transmembrane transport.